Momordica charantia (bitter melon) is the source of this 712-nucleotide messenger RNA. The record is from RefSeq and is a predicted model, not a curated record. Lineage: Eukaryota; Viridiplantae; Streptophyta; Magnoliopsida; Cucurbitales; Cucurbitaceae.
AUGGCAACGUCGAGGACCCCAAUUCUUUUCGUCUUGACCUUGACCGUUUUGUUUCCAAUGGCUAACUCGCAAACUUUUGAUAGUUUUUGGUUUGUUCAACAAUGGCCACCAGGAGUUUGUGCAUUCCAACCAGUGCCAUGCGUCCAACCAAACCUAGAAUCCUUUACCAUCCAUGGCUUGUGGCCUCAAAAGGGAAGGACCUCUGCAACUGGGUGCCAUGGCACCGAUUUUACAUAUGAUAAGAUUUCUCUCCUUGAAAGCCCUCUGAAUGCGACUUGGCCAGAUGUGAUAGGGGGAAACCAAAAACAAUUUUGGAGACAUGAGUGGAAUAAGCAUGGGAAGUGCUCAGAAAAGACGUUCCGCCAAAGCACAUACUUUUGGAUAUCUAUUCAUAUGAGAAAUAGGUUCAGACUUCUCUACACCCUCGGAGUUGCUGGAAUAGUGCCGAACAACGGCACCAAGGAAAAGAUACAAGUGCAGAAGGCCAUUAAGCAGAGCUUUAGGACGGAACCAAUUCUUCGUUGUACAACACCAUCUAAGAGACCAACUUCUCCAUCUGUGGUGAUUGCUCGAUUGGCGGAGAUUGUGAUGUGCUUUGCUGACAAUGGUAUCACUCUUAUCAAUUGUGAUGCUACAAAAUCCACUUGUCCUAAAAAGUUCAUAUUUUAAAACCUCAUAUAAUGACAUAAAUUCAAAUAAGUUGUUCACUAUA